UUGAACGGUCUCGCGGUCACACUGCUGGAAGUGAACAAGGGAAACGAGAGAACGACGGAACGAAAGAACAAAACAACUGAAUAAACCAAUAAAAAGCAACGCAACUCAUUGGCCUGGAAUGGCUGGAUUUCUGAAGACACGGAAACGCAGCCGGGAGGACGACCUGCCAUGCGAGUCCACGCCCCUGUCGAAGCGCAUCAACAACCUGCACCUGAACUACGACGACGGGAACAGCAGCAGCAGUAGCAGCUGCAGCAUCCCGCCCCUUCCAGGAGGAGCUGGUGGCCCCGAGACAGGCCCCUCCGGAAGCGGAGUCGCCACCGGGUACGAGUACAACCCGGAGCUGGGCGCCGAGCAGAACCCGUACUACUACGAGAAGAACAAGAUGCUGUACGAUCUGCACAUGGAGCGGACCAAGAGGAGCAGCCAGUAGCCAGGAGUCCGGUACCCCUGGCACCAGCCGCCAUUUAAGUGCCAAUCCGAGUUCUCUGCCACAACAACAACUCUAGGUAGUCCUAGUUCUUAGCAUAGUUCUCCUCCGUUCAUCCUAGUGUUUGCACGGAUCCGGAGACGAAGAUCCUCAGCACUUGCAUUUGUGUGAUAAGCAUUAGCAUCGCCUCGGAUGCGGCAAGAAUACUACUAGAAAUCGAGCCAAGACUUCCCCAAGCACGCACAUAUAGCCUAAGUCGUAUAGUUAUUAAGCUGGAUUGUUACUCAAACAAUCGAAGACACCCAAAAUUA
Drosophila gunungcola (fruit fly) is the source of this 741-nucleotide messenger RNA. RefSeq lists its product as uncharacterized. The record is from RefSeq and is a predicted model, not a curated record. The transcript is spliced from 2 exons. The coding region runs from base 119 to 433 and encodes 104 amino acids. Lineage: Eukaryota; Metazoa; Arthropoda; Insecta; Diptera; Drosophilidae.